UUCGACGUAAUUCUGAGUUUCGUUACGAACGCUAACCUCGUGUUGAGUUUGCCCAACAAAAAAAAAAAAGAAAAAAAAUAAGAGCCCGUGUUGAGUUUGCCAAGUAAAAGUCAAUAACGUGACAAAAUAAACGAUCUACACUAUAAUUUAUAGCACUCGAUUUUCAUUGGUUUGUUCGAGGAAUUAUUUUUCUUGUAGAACCAAUGUAAAUGAAGGUAUGAAAUCGAUUUUUUAUGUUUGGUUGUAGAGUGAGAAAAACAAACAGUUAAGAGAAGGAAUUUGUGGUUAUAUGGGCUGCUCUGUGUCGAAGAAGAAGAAGAAGAAGAAGAAGAAGAAUGCAAUGCGCCUGCCGGGAUAUGAGGAUCCCGACCUUCUUGCCUCCGUUACACCAUUUACGGUAGCAGAAGUGGAAGCUUUGUAUGAACUGUUCAAGAAGCUAAGCAGCUCAAUUAUUGAUGACGGUCUUAUUCAUAAGGAAGAAUUUCAGCUGGCUUUGUUCAGAAAUAGGAACCGGAGGAAUCUCUUCGCUGAUCGGCGAAAUGGAGUGAUCGAGUUUGGGGAAUUUGUCCGGUCCUUAGGCGUCUUUCAUCCAAGCGCACCGGUCGAUGACAACAAAAUCAAAUUUGCUUUCAAAUUGUACGAUUUACGACAAACUGGAUUCAUCGAGCGUGAAGAAUUGUACGAUUUACGACAAACUGGAUUCAUCGAGCGUGAAGAAGUUUUCCAAGCUCAAACCAAUUCCUCCAUUAGUAUAAUAUUGUCCGCUUUGGGCCCAGGUGGCAAAGCCUGCACGGAUUUCUUAUUGGGCUCCUUCCCAAAAGACCUCAUACUAAUUGGAGUUGGUCUUGACUUAUAUAUUAGAAACUUAUUUUCUAAUCUUCAGAUGUGGGACAUUGUUUGUAUUCCAACAGAAGUUAUGGUGUAUAAGGCUUUUGUUGAAGCAGACAGUAAAAGCGAAGGAAAAAUUAAUAUAGAUGAAUGGACAGAUUUUGUAUCCUUGAAUCCAUCGCUCAUCAAGAACAUGACUUUGCCAUAUCUGAAGUUAGUUUAUAUUGGGUCUUAUAAUGUAAUAAUGGGUAACAUUCUCAUCUCAUAUAUCUUAGACCGUGACCAGCUUUAAUUUCAACCAAUUCAUGGUAAAUUGUAGGGAUAUAAAGGGGACUUUUCCAAGUUUCGUUUCAUCUUGUGAAGAGGAAGAAUUGGAGUUGCAAAACCUAUAUUUCUAAUUCUAAAUAGUCCAUGGCAAUGCAAGGAAGAUAAAUGAUACCUUGUCCUUUGUCGCCUUCGUCUCUGCUUUUCAAUUUACAUCAAAUAUUUUUGUACAAAAUAGUUGCUAAGAUGAUAGAGAUAUAAGUUAGGAUUUGAAGAUGAAUGCUAAAUAUAGCCUCUCUUUACAAAAGGAUAUGGGACUUGCCUUGUGUAUUAUAUGUAUACUUAGCUAGAUCUAAUACUUUGUUUUUACGUGGAACAAGUGGUCCUCCAUUUCACAUAUAGAAUUGAUCCAAUGCUACUCCUAGCCAUUUCACUAUGUAGUUCUAUUACGGGCAUAGAAACGUUUUCAAAUUUCUAUUUAUGAUUACUACGGACAGUGGCGAUUCUAAUCUAGUUCCAAAUAAGAUGAGACUUUGGGAGUUUGGGUACAUUAGAAAAUUCUUUGUUUAGCAACACUAGGAUUGUGUCCGCGCUACGCUGCAGGAAUGUUUUUUUUACUGUUUUAUUUUAAUUAAUUUGAGGAUAAUUUUUAUAUAGUGUUGACUCACAUCACAUACUUUAACUAUAUCUUCUCGUUGUAGCUUUCCCAUGGCGUUCAUACUGUUACCUCUUAUUAUCUUUCUACUGUCGAAGAUAAUUCCGAUCUGUGAAGCCGUGUGGUUUACCGUACCUCUUACCAGAUUCAAAGUGCAUCUCCGAAGAAAUACAAAGCAACAUUGUCAUUUUGGCUGAUUACUUUGUUAUAUCCAAUGAACAUCCAAUAUUCCAAUCUU
Camelina sativa (false flax) is the source of this 1985-nucleotide messenger RNA. The record is from RefSeq and is a predicted model, not a curated record. NCBI's taxonomy places the organism in Eukaryota, Viridiplantae, Streptophyta, Magnoliopsida, Brassicales, Brassicaceae.